AUGAAAAGGACAGAACUUUCCAUGGAACCGGAACCACUGUUCUGGAGAUGGAGGGUCAAAAGAGAAAAAGAAAAACUCAAUAUAUAUAAUAUAUAUAUAUAUAUAUGCGGGCAACCACUUCGUCUGGUCUGGAGCACAAGAACGAAAAUGGGAUCCAUUGUUAAUGCCGUCUUCUCUUCACUCUUCACAUCUCCGCUUGAAAAUCAAUUGGUAUUCAGGAGGAAAAAACCCAUUUUCAAUCUCGUGGGUUUUAAGAAUUCAUCUGGCAGAAUGAGAAAAAUCUACUGUAAACUACCCGAGAAUGGGAUUGAAGAGAACUCCACAACCCAAACAGUCCCCAACAAGAACAAGAUGGAGGAGUACAAUACGGCCAUGAAGAGGAUGAUGAGGAACCCAUAUGAGUAUCAUCACGAUCUUGCAAAGAUCAAGUGGAAUCUCAGAUCAUGUGCUGGGGGGAUGGGGGUGGUUAUGGCUAGCGUGAUGCUUCCCCAGAAACCUGAAGACAUGGAUUAUCUGAAGCAGGAAGAGAAUGUGGCUUACAUUCUAAACUUGCAGCAGGACAAUGACAUUGAGUAUUGGGGAAUCAACUUGUUAUCCAUCAAAAAAAGAUGCAAAGAGCUUGAAAUCUGUCAUAUGAGAAGGCCAGCAAGAGACUUUGAUCCGGAUUCCCUAAGAAGUAUGUUGCCAAAGGCGGUGUCAUCAUUGGAAUGGGCCAUUUCUGACGAGAAAGGCAGAGUGUAUCUGCAUUGUACCGCUGGACUGGGAAGGGCUCCUGCUGUUGCAAUUGCAUAUAUGUUCUGGUUUCUUGACAUGGAUCUGAACACAGCAUACAAUACCCUUACAUCAAAGAGGCCUUGUGGACCCAACAGAAGAGCAAUACGCGGAGCUACUUAUGAUCUGGCUAAGAAUGAACCAUGGAAAGAGCCAUUUGAGAGUCUUUCAGAACAUGCUUUUGAGGGUAUAGCAGAUUGGGAGAGGAUCUUGAUUCGGGAUAGAGUUCGAUCUCUCCGUUGGACUUGAGAAUACAGGCUUCAAAAUUAUCCAGUCUCUUGAGUAUUUGUUAAACUCGGAUUCAGAUUGAACAGUGUGCCUCGACUCAUAUGGAUACAAGAUUCGGAUGAAAUAGUUAAUUGUAAAAAAUUUGGGAAAA
This is a messenger RNA of Malania oleifera, 1150 nucleotides long. RefSeq names its product phosphoglucan phosphatase LSF2, chloroplastic. Gene Ontology annotation, biological process: protein dephosphorylation; starch catabolic process. Gene Ontology annotation, cellular component: chloroplast. The record is from RefSeq and is a predicted model, not a curated record. Gene Ontology annotation, molecular function: carbohydrate phosphatase activity; protein tyrosine/serine/threonine phosphatase activity; starch binding. The coding region runs from base 1 to 1020 and encodes 339 amino acids. Lineage: Eukaryota; Viridiplantae; Streptophyta; Magnoliopsida; Santalales; Ximeniaceae. The transcript is spliced from 6 exons.